AAUCAUAUGUUUUUCUAUAGAUGCUCGCUGUGGUGUUUUUAGUUUACUACCGAAUCUUAGGCGUUAUUAUGGAUGGCAUCCGGGUAAAAGAUUAUUCAAUUGGUUCGGGGAUCAACUUUACCAAAUGACACAGAACAGAGACAUUACGUUCUUGGAGCUUUACACCAAGUACAAGAAGGAGCUAUGCAUUGUCGUCACCAAUAUCAAUCAAAUGGAUGCGGAAUAUUGUCACGUGAAAACAACUCCUAAUCUUCCUAUCAGAAUCGCUGUUAGAAUGUCAAUGGCAAUACCUGGUUUGUUUGGCUGCGUGAAAUACUUCAACUAUGGAACCACAGAUAUAUAUGUAGAUGGUGGACUACUUUGCAACUAUCCUAUACACUGUUUUGACGGCUGGUGGUUAUCUCUAAAUGAAAACGAUAGCUUUCUUCGUCGAUUACAACCACUAGAAGAUAUUAGUCGACUGUGGGAUAAAAAAGAACGUUUUGGGACGCCGACAAACAAGACUAUCGGGUUACUUUUGUAUUCGAGUGACGAGUCGGAGCUUAUGGUGUCAAAGCUGAACCAACGCGUAGGACUCACUGAUCCACCUGAACGACCCGACACAAAAUUAUCUAGGAAGAGGGCUGAGGUGAGAGCCAAGAAAUUGAACGCAAGUCGUGAGCACGCUAUCAUUACUGAAGCAAUGUCCAUGUUUAUGCAGGUUCUGGUAGAAAAUAAUAUCAGUGAUGCGCACACUGUAUCCAAAGAAGAACUUAAAAUCGCCUUUGACAAGGUCGGAGACAAGUUCACUGAAGCACAUGCAAAGCGGCUGUUUGGUAAAAACUACAAUGUAAAUGACGUUUUCAAUAGUUUAGAUACAAAUCACGAUGGGAAGAUUAACUUUCAAGAAUUGAUGGCGUUUAUCGAGAGAAGAGGAAUCGGUAUACAAUCGCACUUCCUCGGGUAUGAUCGGCGGAAUGUGAACAGCUUUUCGGAGUUCUUGGGAACGCUACAGGAAUCCUUAUUAGUCAACGUAAAACGUGUUUUUGUUGAAAAAGGUGAUAUCGAAAGGACUGUUGGUAUUGAUACUGUAUAUUUAAAUACAACGGACUUUAACAUGGAAGCCGCAGACAAAGAUUUUCUUGUUACUCAAGGGGCAAGAGCAAUGCGGUCGUUUCUUCGACACUGGGUUCGUGACAAUAAUCCAAAUCGUAAACUGGAGUCAGAUGAUGAAUCAAGAAAGAACGAGGGAAAAGAGUCGGAAGAUCACGACACGAUACUCUAGAUAUGAUGUUUUCUACGAUUGUGCCGAUAUGACGCUUUUCUCUGUUCCAGCAAACGACACAAUACCUUGGGCUUGCAUUCCGUUAUAAUUGUGAUGCAUCAUUAUUUCAAGCAAACGAUACGGACAUAGCGACUUUCAGAGUUUGACGAAUUACGCUUUUAUCAGCAAACGAUACGUUAGUCUUGUACAGGUACGGUAUUUCAUUCCGCCGUGACCUAUCUGUUCAAUAUGGGGUAGUAGAUCAAGCAAAUCAUAUCUUCAAACGACAUUUUAAAACUAAUAUAAGCCUUAGGCCUAUUUAUUUGUUAAAUUUACAAUUAACCCCAAAAAACAUCAUUGCAUUCCUAAUUGUUAAUGAAAGAGAGGAAAAGCAAGACGGAACACGUUAAGAGGAAGAAGAUAAGUAAGAUCGUGCUCUGGACUCCCGACAAGUAAACGAGCUUUCGUUAAGCAUUAGCAUUUAGGCCCAAGAACAACACCUGACAUGUAUCUUCACAUGAAUUCGGCUGUCACGUCGAAUGAUGUUUUUUUGCAAGGAGAGUUCGAAUGAAAAUGUACACUUUUGUUAAUUGCCUACCUGAAUACAUAAGCAGUACAAUCCUAUAGAGUAACUCAAUUAAUACAUAAUCAUAUACCUUCGUGUAGCUCUAAUAUUUAUCAUUAAAAUGUACAAUUUCUAUAAAUAUUAGGCAGUCAGUGUCUAGCUGAGUACAUAAUCUCAUUGUCUCUUAUUUUAAGUCCUAAUGUAUUAGCCUUUACAAGUUGAUUUAGUCUUAUUUUUUGUCAGUGUGGCUAUCUCAUUACUUUAUGUCAUUAUUAUUGUUGAAUUCAUCCGUAUUAAUCAGCAUGCCUUUUGAAAUUACCAUCCGCAGCUGACCAUCUUGUAGCUCUUUAUUGACGCAAAAGCAAGCGGAUUUUGUAUGCUUCAUCUCUCCCUUUUGCUUCAAUCAAAGCGUGUAGUAUGACAGCCGCAACCUGUUGCAUAGGUCUCUUUGAAUAUAUACAUACCAAAAUCUGAGGCAUACCGUAAUGUUUUGCUUGUGUUUAAAAAAGGUAAAAAUUACCGCUCUAGUGAACCAAUCUUGUAACCUCCUUCCUGGUGGAAGAGUUACGUACUGUUUAGGCCUAACCGUAAAUCAAUGACUGACUUUACAAACAUCGAAAAGGCGUUUUACUUGGUCACUGGGAGUCUUAACCAGCGAGUUGCACUCCUGCGCGCAAGUUAUAAACCAAAAAUUCCAGGUAGUGCAUUGCUUUCGGAUCAACGUAGUGGAUACUAAUGAGGUAAUCAGAACAACACUCUUCUCCCUGCACAUGGAAGAAUAAAUAGUUAGGCCUAAACAAAUAGGUGUAAUAGGUAUAUGUAUGUAUAAUAAUAAAUAAAUGUAAUAAUGAAUAUGUA
Messenger RNA from Anneissia japonica, 2666 nucleotides. RefSeq lists its product as uncharacterized. The coding region runs from base 125 to 1264 and encodes 379 amino acids. Gene Ontology annotation, molecular function: calcium ion binding. The record is from RefSeq and is a predicted model, not a curated record. The transcript has 10 exons. Lineage: Eukaryota; Metazoa; Echinodermata; Crinoidea; Comatulida; Comatulidae. Gene Ontology annotation, biological process: lipid metabolic process.